Messenger RNA from Protobothrops mucrosquamatus (brown spotted pit viper), 3478 nucleotides. RefSeq names its product integrin alpha-D-like. Gene Ontology annotation, molecular function: integrin binding. Gene Ontology annotation, cellular component: integrin complex; external side of plasma membrane. The transcript has 30 exons. Gene Ontology annotation, biological process: cell-cell adhesion; cell-matrix adhesion; integrin-mediated signaling pathway. NCBI's taxonomy places the organism in Eukaryota, Metazoa, Chordata, Lepidosauria, Squamata, Viperidae. The coding region runs from base 1 to 3474 and encodes 1157 amino acids. The record is from RefSeq and is a predicted model, not a curated record.
AUGACGGUGCUGGUCCCGUGCCAUGGAUUCAGUGUGGACACUGAACAACCGGUUGUCUUCCGGGAAGCGGUGAAGAGUUUUGGGUACAGUGUGGUGCAAUUUGGAAGCGGCCCAAGUGCCGGGGUGUUAGUAGGUGCUCCACUUCAGCAGGGAGGUGUGAACGAAACAGGGAAACUGUACAAUUGCCAGGCGACAUCCAGCAAGUCAGGCGGAUGCCAGGAGGUGGUUCUCCAAAGACCUGCUGAUGCAGUCAACAUGUCUCUUGGUUUAUCUGUUUCGGCCCGUGAGUCUGAAGUGCUGGUCUGUGGGCCCAGAGUGCACCAACCAUGUGGGGAAUACAUAUAUCUGAAAGGUUACUGCUUCCUCUUGGACCAAAAUUUGAGACAGAUUCAGCGCUUUCCUGAUCAACUGCCAGAAUGUAGCAGACGCCCUGCUGACAUCGUUUUUCUGAUUGACGGUUCAGGAAGCAUAAAAAAUUAUCAAUUCUUAGAAAUGAAGACUUUUAUUUUUCAGGUCAUGAAUCGUUUCCAAAAUACAAACACUCAGUUUGGCUUGUCCCAGUACUCAGGUAGUUAUCAAGAACACUUUGACUUUCUCACUUUCAAAGCUACCCCAAAUCCGGGUGACUUGAUUAGACCAAUCAGGCAGCUGUAUGGAGCUACUCACACGGCUACAUAUAUCCAGAAAGUGGUGCGUGAAAUGUUUCUCCCCAAUAAAGGAGCCCGCAGUGAUGCAUCUAAAAUUCUCAUUGUGAUAACUGAUGGAGAAAAAUCAGGAGAUAACCUAGAAUACAGUGAUGUGAUUCCAGAAGCACAAAGGGCUAACAUUAUCCGCUUUGCCAUUGGGGUUGGGCUGGCUUUCUCAAAAGGACCUGCUCGUCAAGAACUCAUUACUAUUGCCUCAGAACCCGCUAUGGACUAUGUUUUCUCCGUGGACAACUUUGAUGCCCUCAAGGACAUCCAGAACAAUCUUCAGAAUAAAAUUUUUGCCAUAGAAGGUACUCAGUCCCGGAGCACUGGCAACAGCUCUCAGUCCUUCGAGUUAGAGUUGUCUCAGGAAGGAUUCAGUGCCUUACACACCCAGGAUGGCUCCAUACUGGGGGCAGUCGGAACCUAUGACUGGGCUGGAGGACUCUUCCUUUUCAACAGGCAGGGUGAUGUGACUUUUAUCAACAUCUCCACCUCCUCCACAAAUGAUUUGAAAACUGCUUAUCUUGGUUAUUCAAUUCAGGAAGUUCAAGUCAAUGGGCGGACAAGCUUCGUAGUGGGAGCCCCGCGUUAUCAACACAUGGGCAAAGUGGUCUGGUUCAGCCAAAAGAGAGGGCAGUGGCAACAGAUAUCAGAGCUCUCUUUAAAGCAGAUUGGCUCAUAUUUUGGGGCUACCCUGUGUGCUGUGGACUUGGACAGAGACGGGAAUACUGACUUGGUCCUCAUUGGCGCACCUAUGUACUAUGAUGGCACUGCAGGAGGAAGGGUCUAUGUUUGCCCAUUUCCCUUCCAGGGAGAAACAUUUUUCUGUGGCAACGAAUUGCAAGGGGAGCCCCAUCACCCCUUGGGCCGCUUUGGAACCAGCAUAGCAGAAGCCGGGGAAAUUACUGGGGAUCAGUGGACAGAUGUGGCUGUUGGGGCACCAUUGGAGGACGAGAAUCAAGGAGCUGUGUACAUCUUUCAGGGGAAGAGUAGAUCCCUCAACCCUGCUUUUAUCCAGCGCAUUCAAGCUUCUAUCCUGCCUAACAGGAUGCAGUAUUUUGGUCAAGCUCUGGACGGGGGGUUGGAGCUUACAGGAGACGGACUCCCAGAUCUGGCUGUUGGGGCUGAUGGACAAGUGCUGCUCCUAAGAUCCCGACCUGUGGUCAGUGUGCUGACUGGAAUAAGCUUUAACCCAACUGCCAUCCCCAUCUCUGCCUUUGAGUGCGAAGGCCAGGAAGUGCUGAACAGGGAAAUCAGCACGGCAACAGUCCACUUUAAAAUCCAGGGAGACUCCCGGUUUACCUUCGGCAAUGACAUUUCGAGCACCAUUCGGUAUACUUUGACCUUGGAUCCUGGUCGACAGAAAGUACGAGCCAUUUUUCACCAGGGCUCGAGCUUGUCUACCAUCACAGAAGAGAUGAAGAUAGGAAAGACUUGCAUAGAAGACAGCCUCACACCCAUAAUGCUGCAGCUGAAUUAUACCCAGGUAGGAGAGCCCAUCCAACGUGCCAACAAUCUGCGGGCCGUCCUGCAGAAAGGUGAAUCCAAUCGGCUUUUGGCAUCGCUACCCUUUGAGAAGGACUGCGGCAAAGAUGGAAUCUGUAAAGACCAGUUAAAAACAUCCUUCAAUUUCUCAGGCUUGAAUGAAUUGGUAGUUGGCCUAACCCCUGAACUCAAUGCUACUGUUUUCAUCCGGAAUGACGGAGAGGAUUCCUACAGCACCAAGUUGACUUUCAUCUACCCGUCUUCACUGUCCUACCGCAGGUUUUUACUAGUGCGGGUAAGUAUAAAGAAAUCAGAGACACCAGAAAAAUAUGUGGUCAUUAAAUGCACCUCUGUUCCUGCUGCAGAGGAAGCUCUUGUGAGGAAUACCACUUGUGACAUCAAUCAUCCCAUCUUCCGGAGCAUGGCUGAGGUGAUCUUCAUUGUCAGCUUUUUUGUUUCCCAAGAUGCAGAUCUGGGAAGUGUGGUACGGAUCAGUGCCACAGCUGCCAGUGAAAAUAAUGUUGCUGUCACAAAGGACAUGUUUCAUCAAAUGGAGCUGCCUGUCAAGUAUGCAAUCUAUGUUUUCAUCAAUAGCUUGGAUGAGUCAACCAAGUAUGUUAAUUUUUCUGUCGGGCAGGAAUACGAAACUCGGACUGUGGAACAUCGAUACGAGCUGAAGAACACAUUUCACCGAAAAGUUCCUGUUUCAGUAACUUUUCAUAUUCCUGUUUCGCUGAAUGGAGCACAGAUUUGGAACGCAAUCUUGGAUGUCCCUAAAGAGCUCUCCCAGGUCGUUUGUGUUCCUGGAACAAACACUCCAGGAUCCAAAGAGUUUGUGAAGCAACUAAGCAAACAACCUGUUUUGGACUGCUCUGUAGCCACCUGUAAAACAAUCACUUGCAAUGUUCCAUCCUUGGAGCUCCAUCAACCUAUUGAGUUCAACAUCAAUGGGGACAUUGGCUUCAGUUGGCUUUCCCAGACCCAGCAGAAGAAGGUGACUCUAGUGAGCUCUGCCCAAGUUUCCUAUGAUGAGAGCAAAUACAAGCAGAAAGAGGGAUUCGUGCAGGACCAGGUGAAGACCACAGUGGAGUUCUUGGAGGCCUACAACUCUCUGCCCAUCAUUAUUGGCAGCGCUGUGGGUGGUCUUCUACUCCUUGUUCUGAUCGUUGCGGCUCUGUAUAAGCUUGGGUUCUUCAAAAGGCAGUACAAGCAGAUGAUAGAUGAGACAGACGCAGGAAACAAUGAGGGGGCCGGAAGUCCACCAGAGACCAGCCCACCUGCUGAGGCUACCAAAGGAUAAAUGU